Blastocystis hominis is the source of this 1263-nucleotide messenger RNA. RefSeq lists its product as hypothetical. Lineage: Eukaryota; Bigyra; Opalinata; Blastocystidae. Bases 1 to 1263 code for a protein of 420 amino acids. The transcript has 7 exons. The record is from RefSeq and is a predicted model, not a curated record.
AUGCGUUUGUACAAACGAGAAUUCUGCCAAUCCAUCUUGAAGCGGUACAUUGAGUACUAUGGAAUGAAUCGCUCCAUUUGUGAUUGCUGUCAUACAAGUGAUCGCACGAUCUAUUCAUGCGAGGGGUGCUGCCAUCGCUGUUGUUUUAACUGUUUUAAGAAGAAGUCCUCUGUGUGCCCGGUAUGUAAUAAAGAACGAGGGAAUCUGAUAAAUGAUGAAAAUAUGAAUACUAUUCUUAGUGUUCUAGUGACUUCAAGACCUAUUGACGUGAUCAUCAACAACAGCAACAAGUAUUGCUUCCUAUCGGAUGUGAUGCGCUACUUCAUCAUCCUAAUGAACGCUGUAAAUAAUUGUUCCAUUCGCGACUGUCUCUUGCUCUAUUUCAUCAUUGACAAGAUCGAUUCGAGCCUCUUUUCGAAAUGCAUCUGGCGAGUUCCCCAGAAAAUCAUUAACUCCAAGUACCGAUUUCACGACAUUAUCGAAGUCCUCCGACCGGGAAUCUCCAUCGAGGAGGGCAACUCCUCGUUCGGUAAAGCGUUCUACAACGAACUCUAUCAGCUCCCGGGUGUUUCCCUGCCUCACCAAGAGAUCGAGCCGAUCAUCGACCUGUCGAUGCUAGAUACUCCCUCGAACGCGGAUAUAGAUUCCUCACUGAUCAGCGACUCCAAUUCCUUCUCCUCUGCACAAUCUCACAGUGAUGACCAAAAUCAGGACAUCGACUCUGCUCCAUCCAGUCCCAUCGACCCAGCGCAAGCUCGCUUUCUCUUCACGCGAGGCACGCUCUUUUCUCGCUACGGCGCCCUGCGUGACGAGCGUGUGGUGAUCUUUUCGAAGAGAACGGACCCAUCAAGCGGUCAAAUGCAGCUGUUUUCGAUCGUUCGCGACGAUCAUUAUUGCUAUUUUGGAUGGUUUGUGGACAUCAAGGCGAUCACAGGGAUCGGGUAUUUGUUCAAUGGAGACGGCUCGUAUUAUCGCGGGGAGUUUGUGGGGGGAGAGAAGAAUGGAUACGGAGAGUUUUAUUAUGAAAAUGGAAGUCAUUAUAAUGGGUUUUGGAGGCGAAAUAUCAAGCAAGGAAAUGGUCGGUUUUACUUUAAUAAGGAGUUGUAUUAUAUUGGGAAGUGGGAUAACAAUAAAAUGAUUGAAUGUGAAUUGCAAUUCUUGUUGCAAAUCAGCGAUUCCGCGCAUGUGUAUCAAUAUAUGAGGAGCAACAAUGAUCAUAUUUUCUUCAAACAAUCACAAUUCAGUACUCAUCGAUUUUAUUGA